This is a messenger RNA of Soboliphyme baturini, 258 nucleotides long. The record is from the annotation of a GenBank genome assembly. Lineage: Eukaryota; Metazoa; Nematoda; Enoplea; Dioctophymatida; Soboliphymatidae.
AUGCAGGCCGGCAGGAACAGCAAGGAGAACACUGUGAGGGACAGGGAACCGUUCGUUCUGGGCAACACUUUGUUCAUGUACAAAAGCAGCGUCCGAUGGCGUCGAAUAGCGAUCAUCGCCGGCGUGUCGCUGGCCAUCUUACUGCUCAUCUUUAUAGUGGUGGUGGCGGUGCUGGCAACAAAAUCCAGGUAUUAUUCAGUACUUAACGUUAACAGAAAAUUUUCCGACUGCGUGGCUGGAGGAAUCAAAAUUAGCUGA